Messenger RNA from Saccostrea cuccullata (small rock oyster), 405 nucleotides. RefSeq lists its product as uncharacterized. Bases 1 to 405 code for a protein of 134 amino acids. The transcript is spliced from 3 exons. Lineage: Eukaryota; Metazoa; Mollusca; Bivalvia; Ostreida; Ostreidae. The record is from RefSeq and is a predicted model, not a curated record.
AUGGUGAAAGAGACAGAGGCUGCACAACCAAUUCAAUCAUUUAGUGAGGGUUUUGACCAUGACCAGCAUCUACUGCGACACGGGACCGUUACAAGCACCUACUGCGAUAAAGAGUCAAAUUUAUUAAAACAAAUCCAAGAAAUGGAACAACAAAUUGACAAGCUGACAUCAGAAAUAGCUAUUCUUAAGACUAGGAAACAACCUUUCACCAUAAGCCAGAUCAUCAAUGAUGAAAAGAAGAUGCUGAUGUACACCUCCUUGAAAGCAGACAUGUUUAGAGUAGUGGACUCAACUAUUCAGAGAUUUCCAUUAACAUAUGUCAACAACUGGACACCAGCAGUGAUUUCAAGAACUGACCAGUUAUUAAUGACACUGAUGAAAUUGAAGCUAAACUCUCCCAAUUAG